AUGGCGAUCAAGGUGCCCACCGGCCAGUCGCCGCCCUUUGAGACGGUAGACGACAAACACCAUGCCGGUAUUAUCAUCAUCACCGCCGCAGUCUGUCUGAUGAUCUCGCUGGUCUGUCUGCUGAUCCGGGUGUACGUGCGCAAAUUUCUCAGCCCACCAUGGGGAUCAGACGAUAUCGUCCUGUUGGGAGCGACGAUCACCGCCGUCGCCGAGUCGAUUGUCAUCUUUCACGCUGCGAGCAUUGGAUUUGGGACUGACAUCUCGCUACUGACCCAGAAGACCGUUGAUCGCAUACAAGAUUCCCUCCUCGCCGCCGACAUCCUCUAUCUAUUUACUCUAUACCUCUCGAAGUGCUGCGUUAUCGCCAUCUACUUGCGCUUGACGCCUAGCACGCGCCACAAGAGCAUCCUCUGGGUGACCUUCGGACUUAGCACAGCAGCCAUUAUCGUAUCAGUGCUAGUUAUCGCAGUGAACUGCGAAGGAAACAGGCCUUGGGUUGUACCUGGCGAGCAGUGCCAUAGCCUGUUCCCCCGCUGGCAAUCAAUCACCGCACUCGAUAUCUCAACCGAAGUUUUGCUCUUCACUUUCUCGAUUGGCCUGGUCUGGGGUUUGCAGAUGCCCAUCUCACAUAAAUUCGUGGUCAUGGGAUCUUUCGCAUCCAGACUACCGUUAAUAAUAUUCUCCGCUCUCCACCUCUCCAGACUCAAAGAAUACACAACCAUCCAAAACCCCACCUUCACCGCAAUCAACCACUCAAUCUUCACCCAGCUCCACCUCAACUACGCCCUGGUAGCCUGCACGGUCUUCUGUCUGCGUCCCUUUAUGAGGGCCCUCACAACCUACUAUGGCACAGCCGGCGACUCCCACCUCGGCAGCAGCAGCGGCGGCUAUGGGUACGGGUCCGGGAGACAGGGGGAUACAGACCCCUAUGCAUCGGGACGAUCGCGUGACUACGAGCUGGGGACUUUGAAAGGACGGUCCGGACAACGGGCCAGUGGCUUGCUCAGGGAUAGGCCGGAUGCGGGCGAUGGGGCGGAGAAUGGGACUGUUGUUUGUGAGGUUGCGGGGCCGUCGCAGUCGGGGGAGGGGAGGUCUGAAGGGGAUGUGGGCAGUAUGCGUAGUGGGAGUGAUGGGAGUACGAGGAUGAUUAUUCGGAAAGAGGUGGAGUAUUCUGUUUCGGUGGGGCAUUCAUAG
This is a messenger RNA of Penicillium concentricum, 1194 nucleotides long. RefSeq lists its product as uncharacterized. The transcript has 5 exons. Bases 1 to 1194 code for a protein of 397 amino acids. Lineage: Eukaryota; Fungi; Ascomycota; Eurotiomycetes; Eurotiales; Aspergillaceae. The record is from RefSeq and is a predicted model, not a curated record.